CCCCGCCCACCAGGAAAUCACAGGUUAACCGUUAGUGCAAUGCGGAAUAAAAAUGUCCUUCCAAACCUGGCGAGAGCAACCAAAAUGAGCAACGCUGUGAAGUGGAAUCUGGACGAGCGCUCGCACACGUUGGAUGACUCCUGCUGAUCUCCAGUCAGUGUCAAAGUCAGAACUGAGUUCUUGCUGCAGCUGUUUCCAUACGGGUUUGGAGGGUCUCGCCUGUGGAAGCGUCCGUAGGUGAGAGGGGCGGAGCUGAGAUGUCAAUCAGAAGAGCAGAGGGCAUGUCCAUCAUGCAAGCCUUAGCCAUGACAGUGGCUGAGAUACCAGUGUUCCUGUAUUCCACCUUUGGACAGUCUAUAUUCUCUCAGCUGAAGCUAAGCCCCAAUCUGAAGAAGAUUCUGUUCGCCACAGCGCUGGGCAGCGUCGCUCUGGCUCUGACCGCUCAUCAGUUAAAGAGGCGGGGCAGGAAGAGGAAACAGGUGGUCGAUAAAGAAGCCCAGAAACCUGUGGGCAUUCCAGAACAACUUCUCCGAAGCCACAGACCGUCUUCGCUUAAGAGAGGUCCGGUUCCAGCGCGGCAGAUGAUGAGUCCCAGCACUCGCAGUAAUGACACGCUCAGCGGCAUCUCGUCGCUCGGUCCCAGCAAACACUCCAGCUCCUCACACAGCAUCGCCUCGAUGCGAGUCCCUUCCUCUCCCAACCAAUCGGUGAAUGCUGGGAUGCCGUUGGAGGCGGAGCCGGAAGCAGAAGAGGUGGGCAUUGGAGAAGAUGCUAAUGCUGAGAACCUCUAUCUCAUGGGUAUGGAGCUGUUUGAAGAAGCCUUGCGUAAGUGGGAACAGGCGCUAAACAUCCGACACGGAACUCAUUCGGGUUAUUCCACCGCUGACAAUCUCGUCCCAGAGGGGUCUGAACUCGUGGAGCGUCAUACGCCUGAACUUUGUAAUCAUCAGUUUGCGGUGAAGCUGGAGUCUUUACUCCACCGAGCGUACCACCUGCAGGAGGAUUUCGGCAGCACCAUCCCACCCGACAGCCUGCUGGCUGACUUGGAAAGUGAAGGAACCCUGAUUCUGCCCACGCUCGGAAGUUCUCAUCCAAUUCAAGACGAUGACUCUACGACAGUCACAUCAGACGACUCGUUUUUCUCCGCAGCUGAGUUGUUUGAGGCGUUCUCUCUGGAGGACACGUUUCAUCUCUUAAAGCCUGCAGCUCUCUAUGAAGAAGCUAUGAGUUUAGUUAAAGAUGGAGGCGUGGCCUGCAGAACAAUGAGGACAGAGCUUCUGGGGUGUUUCAGCGAUCAAGACUUCCUCGCCAAGCUGCACUGUGUUCGACAGGCCUUCCAGGUGCUGCUGUUGGAUGAAACACACAGAAUGUUCUUCAUGGAAGCAGGGAAGCAGAUGAUCUCUGGACUCAUGGUCAAAGCCAACAAGAGUCCGAAGGAGUUUCUGGAGAGUUAUGAAGACAUGUUACGUUACACACAGAGAGAAGAGACGUGGCCUGUCACAAAGAUGGAGCUAGAAGGAAGAGGGGUGGUCUGUAUGAACUUCUUCGACAUUGUUCUGGAUUUUAUCCUGAUGGAUGCAUUUGAGGAUCUCGAGAGUCCUCCGACAUCUGUGGUCGCUGUACUGCGGAACCGAUGGCUGUCAGACAGUUUUAAAGAGACGGCUCUGGCUACAGCCUGCUGGUCUGUGUUGAAAGCUAAGAGGAGACUGUUAAUGGUUCCAGAUGGUUUUAUCGCUCAUUUCUAUGCGAUCUCUGAACAUGUCAGUCCAGUUUUGGCUUUUGGUUUUCUGGGCCCCAGACAGCACCUGAGUGAGGUCUGCACUACAUUCAAGCAACAAAUUUUUCAGUAUCUGAAGGACAUGUUUGACCACGAUAAGGUGCGCUUUUCAUCGGUUUCAUCUCUGGCUGAAGACAUCCUCAGUUUGUCCCACAGACGGGCGGACAUCCUGGUGGGUUACCUGGGCAUUGACUCUUUACCUGAGACCAAUGGAGCAGUACCCAAGAGCCCUUGCCAAGACAACAGCGAGCAUCCAGAAGUCAGCGAAGAGCACAUAUGAAGGUUGUGGAUCUCAUCGAACAAGUUACCUCUGACCAAUCAGUGUGACUAUAUUAGAGUAAAGAUGUUACUGCUACUGCGUUUUAUCAGAUAUUUAGAGAUAUAAACAACCAUUGACUCUUCAGAGCUCAUCGGGGGCCUUCCUCAGAUUCACUUUUGUUAUUUUUCAUUUGCCAUCGUAUUUAUUGCGCUGCUGAUUAGGAACCUCACAUUUUAGAACCAGCACAGAUGCUUUUGGGAACUGCCGCAGAACCCGUCAAUGGCGUCUGAAGGAAUCAACGGCAAAAGCAACAAGGCGAACUUGCUAACCGCUUCGUCCCAAAUCUCGCAUACAUCAACAGAUACCUAUUGUGUCAAAAUACUAGAUAUUGUGUAUUUCACAGGUCUGUUUCCAGUUUGUGUGCUGUUGUGUUCAUGGCCAAAUAAAGUCUUGCACUGAAUUAUGGGUAGUACUGAACACAAUAUCUAAGAAGAGCAGUUGGAGAUUUUUUGCGUAUGUUAGUGUAGAUUUGUUAGCAGGGAUGAGGUUUGCAAUGGGUGACAAUAUAUGUCAAGAACAUGUCCGGCUCAUAUUUUACCCCAAAACCAAAAACAAAUAAAAAUAGCACCCGAUCAUCUUUAUUUCUUUUGAUUUGGGGGUAAAUUUGGGACCUGAUCUUAUAGAGGAUGUACAGGUUGUGUCAUCAUUUAUUCACCUUCAUGUGGUUGUAAACCUGUCUGACUCUUUCUUUAGAGGAACACAAAAGAAGAUAUUUUGAGAAAUGUCUCAUACAAUGGAAGUCAGCGAGGUUCAGUGUUGUUUGGUUACCAACAUUCUUCAAAAUAUCUUAGUUUGUGUUCUGCAGAAGAAAGAAAGUCAAGAAACAUUUGGAAUGACGUGAGGAUGAGUAAAUGAUGAAAGAUCAUUUUUGGGUGAAAUGCCUCUUUAAGAGGAUGUAGAAGAAACAGACAGGAAGUGCAUCAUAUCGGAGGAUGACAGGAUGUAGUGAUCCAAGUCACAUUGGUUGCUAACGGCAACAAACAUCCGCCGAGAGCUGAUGAAGGCUCUGCGGUUUGUGCGGUUGAUAUUAAGCGACACCAUUGUGUUUCGCUCUGAGUGUGUAAACGUUUGUCCACUUAGGCACAUUAUUCUUUGGUGAAACUUUAUUUAUAUACCGAGUCUUGUUAUUCAAUAUACAAGCCUCAGAAGAGCUAAAAUCAAUCGUUAUCUACUAGAAAUAUUCUCAAUCAUAGAUAUGAUCUGUUUUAAUUCAAACAUCUGUGCUGUUGGGUCAAACAGGCUUCAUUUGUAGAAUCAUCACUGUAGGGUGAAAUUGUUCGUUUUGACAUAAGUGAAGCUUCUAGACGCUGUUGAUACCUGAAUAAAAUAAUUUAAACAAAAAAAAACACAUUGACAUUAAUGUACAAAUGAAGUCUGUAGAGCAACAAAGCUUAUUUAGCCCUUCUGUUUUCUUAACGUCUUUUGUUUAUUUUCACAAACUAGGUUAGUUGUUUUCUGUGGUGGUCCGCUGCUUUACUUGAAUUCAACCUUUAACAUUAAUAUCUGUGUUUUAAAGCAAACACCAGACAUUUGUUAGUGUCCACGUGGAUCACACAGUUAUUCGCCGUAUCAGAAACAUCACCUGCGAUUGAAGCGUUACGUAUAGCUUUCACUAGAAUGUUAGGAAUUAACGUCCGUGUUGUGGAUUUUUAUUUUCAACUGUAUUUGCAUGAAUUGUAUGCAACAAACCUACAAUAGCAAAACCCAUUGACCUUAAAGAAGCUUGACCAUGUUCCUCAACUGUGCGUGAAAGGUAUAUGAGAAGAUGAACUGUCAGUGUUUCCUUCCCUCUUGUGUUUUAAUUUAAAGUCACUCGGUGGCCAUUGUCUGUGUUGGCAGACUUGCACUUUAUUUGUUUGAAAGUCUUGCACUUUAUUUGCUGUAAAUGUAUUGAAUACAGCUGCUAGCUGGCCUGUAUCCAGUGCGUUUGUGCUUCUGUUUUUUUCUGUUUUGUUACAAAAUUUAAUUGUUUUCAUGUGUUGAAUGGACAGAUUAUAUAUUUAAAAAUGUCAAGAUGCAAAAGCAAGUGGUUUGGUUUUAUUAGUUUGAAAAGUUAAAGACGUUGGCAGAAGGAUGUCAUAUAAUUUUUUAACAUUAAAUGGGAUGAAAUCAGAUUUAUGAGAGAGUCACUGAAUGUGUGAUACAGAUGUAUGUUAUUUUCCUGCAUUAGAUUCACUUUAAUACACACACUAUUAGAUCUGUGCUUCAUUUUUAUUAACCUUGCCAAUUACAACGUUCUUUCACUGAUUAUUGUUAUGUUUAUAAAACCAGAAGAUUGACUUUACUUUGCUGUGUUAUGAUGUGAAUUGAAGUUGGAUGUAGAUUGAUUCUAAAUCAUUCCCGUGUGUGUCAGUGAUCAAACUAAAAGUCCCAUUUUUAUCUGUUAUCCACUGAGUCAAUUAAUAUUUGUCAAUUCUUUCAGUCCUUGUAUACAUCGUAAAUUAACGGUAACAUUUGUGUUAAUGUGACAGACGCAAGUGUCAGCUUGUUUGCGAUGACAAAUCUUGAUUUUGACAUUGUUUAAAAUGUUUCUGAUGUAUCGAAUCUGUUGUACAUUGAUGGUCAAAGACAAUGAACCAGUAGGAAUAUACAAGGAACUCUUUCUUCUGAA
This is a messenger RNA of Triplophysa rosa, 4707 nucleotides long. RefSeq names its product mitoguardin 2 (gene miga2). The record is from RefSeq and is a predicted model, not a curated record. NCBI's taxonomy places the organism in Eukaryota, Metazoa, Chordata, Actinopteri, Cypriniformes, Nemacheilidae. The transcript is spliced from 16 exons. The coding region runs from base 258 to 2057 and encodes 599 amino acids. Gene Ontology annotation, biological process: mitochondrial fusion.